UGCAAAGCCACGCUUCAUUUAUACUUGAGCUAGCAUUCGAAUCUGUGAUAAGCUUUGCUUCUUUUUUUUUUUUUUUCUGUCUUUGUUGAAAAAUGGUAGGAUCAUCAAAAUGGAGUACUGGUUUUAUUAUGACAACAAUGAUAGUCAUUCUUCUGGGAUUAUUAACAUACGGUGUGAAAGGUGAAGACCCAAUCUUGGCCCAAAAACUGACACUAGCGAUCAUAGGUGGGCCCGCAAGCUAGGUGGCAUGCUUGGUGGAUGGGGAGGAUGGGGCGGUAUGGGUGUUGGCGGCGGCGCCGGCGGAGGAUGGGGCUGGGACUACGGUUCUGGAGGACAUCAUGGUGGUGGAAACGGAGGUGGCGGCGGCUGCUGUAACGGGGGAUAUAAUGGAGGACACGGAGGUGGCGGCGGAAACGGGGGAUAUAAUGGCGGAAACGGCGGUGGUGGAGGCGGGGGCGGGGGCGGGGGCGGAAAUGGUGGUGGGAACGGAGGAUAUAACGGUGGUAGCUGGGGCGGAGGAGGAGGCGGCGGCGGUGGUGGUGGAUGGGGGGGAUAUGGAGGUUGGAUGCCGGCAGGACAACCAUACCAAUGUACGCCACAGAUCGAAUGCCAGAGUUGUCAAGCAUUCAAGCUUUCAUGGCACAAUGAUCACUUCCAAAUCCUCACUGAAAAUGGUAUUCAUCCGGUAGCCGCCUUCUCCUUCCAGCUACACAAGCAAGAAGCAGCGUCGGCUUUGCCACCCCAAUCCUCCGGUGGUGAUCCGGCUGCCUAAACUCCCCGGAACAGCUGAAUUCUAUAAAAUCAGAUGAACUUUCUAGAUUCACUAUGUUUGUGUUUUGGCAUCAGUAGCAAAAUGGUGGAUGUCAUUUAAAGCAAUUAUUGUAUCAACUAUGAAUGUGUAAGUGAUAAAUGAUAUUCCUUUAUUAUACUAAGCUACAAUAGUGUUUUAUUAUGAAAAUUGAAAGAUCAAACCAUGAAUAAAC
Molecule: messenger RNA, 983 nt
Organism: Oldenlandia corymbosa var. corymbosa
Lineage: Eukaryota; Viridiplantae; Streptophyta; Magnoliopsida; Gentianales; Rubiaceae
Source: the annotation of a GenBank genome assembly